Molecule: messenger RNA, 621 nt
Organism: Vicia faba (fava bean)
Lineage: Eukaryota; Viridiplantae; Streptophyta; Magnoliopsida; Fabales; Fabaceae
Source: the annotation of a GenBank genome assembly
AUGCACGCUGUUUCCCAGCCACCAUCAUCAACACUUCGACAUCAACAUUUCCGAUUCACGCCCGUUCCGAUUCUCCGUUUCUGCUCAUCUCCGUCGUUUAAAGCUCUGUCUCAAUUCGAACUCAGUUCUUCUUCUUCUCUCUUCUCUCUUUCGGGUGCUUCUCUGCCUUCCCCGUCUCCGCCUGGAGCUACCGGGCUUACUAUUUAUUUGGCCGGUGGUCAGGGGCAGGUUGUUAGUGGCGCUAUGGCGGGUUCUUUGGUUGCUUAUGGACCUGUGAUGGUUAUUGCAGCUACUUUUUCUAAUGCUACUUAUGAGAGGCUGCCAUUGGAAGAUGAACAAGGUGGUGAUCAAGAGGAAAUGCAAGUUCAACAACAAUCUGGUGUGGAUUCAGAAACUGUUGCAGCAGCUGAAGUUGGUUCUUCUCAAGGUUUGGAAUUCACGAAACAAUAUCAUCAUCAUCAACAACAACAGGUUUCAAUGCCUAUGUAUAACCUUCCACCAAAUCUUAUGCAUAAUGGUAAUCAAAUGGCUCAUGAUGUGUUUUGGGGUCCUCCACCACCUCGUCCUCCUCCUCCUUUCCGAGAAAGGAGAGGUAGCAAGCUUAUUGUUAAUGGUGUUUAA